Molecule: messenger RNA, 210 nt
Organism: Anisakis simplex (herring worm)
Lineage: Eukaryota; Metazoa; Nematoda; Chromadorea; Rhabditida; Anisakidae
Source: the annotation of a GenBank genome assembly
AUGAAUAUAAGAAAACCGGCCAAUUACGAGCCAUUUCCAUGGGAGAUAUCUGCAAAUGUCAGUGUUUGGACGAACGGCGGUAACGGUUUGCCAGUUGAUUUGGAUAGCAGAAUAAGGAAACGACCGCGACAUCCACCACCGAAAUGUGCAGAAAUUUUCUUCCGACAGAGCAAAUAUCGUAUUGCGGUAUGUGGUCGAUUGCUUAAUUGA